Messenger RNA from Colletotrichum fioriniae, 510 nucleotides. NCBI's taxonomy places the organism in Eukaryota, Fungi, Ascomycota, Sordariomycetes, Glomerellales, Glomerellaceae. The record is from RefSeq and is a predicted model, not a curated record.
AUGGCUUCGAUUGUGCGCCCUGCUCUUCUCCGGCAAACCGCCACGGCGGCCCGUAUGGCCCAGGCCACCCCGAUCCGUUCCGCCUUCGUCAAGAACUCGUCAAGAGUCGCCGCUUUCCACACAACCGCCAAGAGGGAUCUGUUGCCCGUCGGUCCUCUGAACGACCCUGCCCCCGUCCCUCCCCCGAGUCCCGCCCACGGCUCCUACCACUGGAGCUUCGACCGUAUCCUCGCCGCCGGCCUCGUCCCCAUUACCAUCGCCCCCUUCGCUGCCGGCUCCCUGAACCCCACGACCGACGCCGUUCUCUGCGCCAUGAUCCUCAUCCACUCCCACACCGGCUUCCAGAACAUCAUCAUCGACUACGUUCCCACCAAGCACUACCCCAAGUCGCGCAAGGCUACCAUGUGGGGACUCAACGUUGCCACUGCGCUGGUCGGCCUCGGCCUGUACGAGUUUGAGACCAGCGACGUCGGUGUCACUGAGGCUGUCGCGCGUCUGUGGAAGGCUUAA